CGGCUCCUUUCAGGCGUCACCGUUUUGUCUCUCAGCCCAGGGGGUAGAGGACUCCUGAGCCUUCAGGUCUCAGCGGUCUGGCAGAAGGCGGGGCCUGGACUCCUAGCAGGCUAGGAGCAGAGGCUGAGGCCGUCAGGUGAUUCCUGGAGCUUCAAGAUAAGGUCUCUUAUGACUUCUGUCUAUCAACUGUCUCUGCUCUGGCUUCAUAGUUUCUGCCCUUUGCCAAGAACAACAGAAAAUGAACAAGUUCAAGGGACCAGUGACACUAAAGGAUGUUACGGUGGAAUUCACCAAGGAGGAAUGGAAAUUACUGACCCCUGCUCAGAAGACUCUAUAUAAGGAUGUGAUGCUGGAAAACUAUGGUCACCUGGUUUCAAUAGGUUAUCGUGCAUAUAAGUCAAAUGCAUUUUUCAAGUUGAAGCAAGGAAAAGAGCCAUGGAUAUUAGAACUAGAAUUUCCACGUCGAAACUUGCCUGAAGACCUACGUAAUGCUCAUGACCAAGGAGCAAGAAAUCAGGAAAGCCAAGCUGGAAAUUCAAGGAAUGGAGAACUCACAAAACAUCAGAAAACUACUACUGGAGAGAAAGGCUAUGAAUGUAAGCAAUGUGGAAAGUUCUUCUGCCAGAAGUCUGCCCUCAUAGUACAUCAGCAUACUCAUUCAAAGAACAAAUCCUACGACUGCGAUAAAUGUGGGAAAUCUUUCUCUAAAAAUGAAGAUCUCACAAAACAUCAGAAAAUUCACACCAGAGAGAAAACCUAUGAGUGUAAAGAAUGUAAUAAAAUUUUCUACCACCUGUCAUCUCUUAGUAGACAUCUGAGAACCCAUGCAGGGGAGAAACCCUAUGAAUGUAAUCAAUGUGAGAAAUCCUUCUACCAGAAGCCACAUCUUGUUGAACAUCAGAAAACACAUACAGGAGAAAAACCCUUUGAAUGCACUGAAUGUGGGAAGUUCUUCUAUGUGAAGGCAUACCUCAUGGUACAUCAGAAAACACACACAGGUGAGAAACCCUUUGAGUGUAACGAAUGUGGGAAAGCUUUUUCCCAGAAGUCACACCUCACAGUACAUCAGAGAACACACACAGGUGAGAAACCCUAUAAGUGUAAGGAAUGUGGGAAAUUCUUCUCUAGGAAUUCACAUCUCAAAACCCAUCAGAGAACUCACACAGGAGAGAAACCCUAUGAAUGUAAGGAAUGUGGAAAAUGCUUUUACCAGAAGUCAGCUCUCACAGUACAUCAGCGAACUCACACAGGGGAGAAACCCUUUGAAUGUAAUAAAUGUGGGAAAAACUUUUACUAUAAAUCAGACCUCACUAAACAUCAGAGAAAACACACAGGGGAGAAGCCCUAUGAAUGUACAGAAUGUGGUAAAUCUUUCUCUGUGAAUUCAGUCCUCAGAUUACAUCAAAGGACCCACACAGGAGAGAAACCCUACAAAUGCAAGGAAUGUGGGAAAUCCUUUUCUCAGAAGUCACAUUUUAUCAUACAUCAGAGAAAACACACAGGGGAGAAACCCUAUGAGUGUCUGGAGUGUGGGGAAACAUUUAUUCAAAAGUCACAACUCAAUGCACAUCAAAAGGCACACACAAAGAAGGGAAAAACUGAUAAAUAGUGUAAGCUGAGAAAUCCUUCUGUCUGAAUUGCAUCCUUCACAAUAAUCAGAUAAUUCAUAUGAGGAAAACCUUAUGAAUUUCAAUAAGGAGUGACAUUCGUAAAGUUCAUUUAUAAUGAUACUGAAAUGUGAAUCCCUAGAGAUAAUCAUCACUAUGGUUAAAUGUUCAGCCAUAAUCUUUCCUCACAGUAUAUCAGCAAAUACAUAGAAAUUCUGUACAUUACAGAGAAAUUUUUACCAUAUGGUGGAGUUUACUAAAUAUCAGAUAACAUAGGUGGCAGAAAUUGUACAAAUUGUAAAACAUGAGUGGAACCUUUCUUUUAGAAGUCAUACUUAUGGUUUUAUAACAUAGAAAUUACACAGGAGAGAAAUACUGCAAGUAAAAUGAAUGUCAAGAAAUUUCUGUCAGGGCAGAAGACAUCCAAAAGGUCACAUGACUGAGAAACUCCUUUGAGUAAUCUGAGUAUUCUUUUAUUUAUUUAUUUAUUUUUGAGACAGAGUCUCAUUGUGUCGCCCUAGGUAAUGCUGUGGGGUCACAACUCACAGCAACCUCAAACGCUUGGGCUUAAGCAAUUUUCUUGCCCCAGCCUCCCAAGUAGCUGGGACUACAGGCACCCACCAUAAACUCCGACUAUUUUUUUGUUGUAGUUGUCAUUGUUGUUUGGCAGGCCUGGGUCGGGUUCAAACUCGCAAGCCCUGGUGUAUGUGGCUGGCGCCCUAGCUGGUGAGCUACAGGCACCGAGCCUAAUCUGAGUAUUCAAAAAUCUCUUUAUACAAGUGGAGCUCUUAUAUCAGAGAAUUCAGAAGGGAUUAUUGCAAAGAUUGUGACAGAUGUAGAAACCUUUAUCAAAAAUUAAUAUUUCAUUGAAUGUCAGUUUAGUGGUACUCUGAAUAUUUGAAAGAUUUUUUUUUUUUUUGAGACAGAGUCUCACUAUGUUGCCCUUGGUAGAGUUCUGAGGCAUCUCAACUCACAGCAAGCGAUUCUCUUGCCUCAGCCUUCCUUAUAGUUGGGACUACAGGCGCCCACCACAAUGCCCGGCUAUUUUUUGGUUGUAGUUGUCACUGUUGUUUGGCAGGCCUGGGCUGGAUUCAGUUCCGGUGUAUGUGGCUGGCACCCUAGCCACUGAGCUACAGGCGUCAAGCCAAUAUUUGAAAGAUUUUUAACAAGAAUUCAAAGAAUUUGAACAUGGGAAAUAAUUAUACUAGAAAUCAUGUUGCAGAUCUGAUUUCAAGGUUUUCUUCUUUUAAAGGAAACCUUUAAAUGUCUACAUAUAUGAAGCUUUUUAAAAGCACAAAUAAAUUCAAUAAUCAGGCAACAUCCUUAAACACAGAUGCUGAGUCCUUUAGUAUGCAGGACUUUUUGUAUGUGAGUGUGCUACAAAAUAUAAUUUGUGGAUAUUUGACAUGCAUGUGAAACCCAUCCAUAAUUGUCAUUAGGGAAAUAUACAACCUUAGUCCAAUAAUUUUUGUGUAUGAAGAUGUCUCACAUUAAGUCUCAGUAGAGACUUUUGUUGUUAAUGUAUGUAUUGUUAAUGUGAUAAUUCUUUUUUAAUUAUAAUGUAUCUCUUUAUCCUAUUCCCUGGCAUUUGUAAAUGGGAUAUGGACAUUGUUACUAAACUAACGCUUCAAAAAGAAGCUAAAAUGUUUUUGUAAAAUUUUCAGCUGUCUCAUGGUCAACCAGAUUUUGCAUUUACUUAUAGCAAAAGUCUGAGCUGUUUUUAAAGCAGCUGAAAACAGUAAUAUUUAUUAUAGUCUACACAAUGAAAUAGAAUAGUGCCAUAUAAGAAAUAUUAUUUAUCAUAGUGUUGAUGUUCUAGUAGGAUGCAGAGCUAUCUGUGUUUGUAUUUUGUCUGGGAGUCCUAAAUGUUCUUCACUACCUUUUUCUUCCCAUUAGAAGUAACAUGGCAUAGUCGAGGGUGUGGACUCUAGAAUUCUUCCACCAGGCCCAGAUUCCAGCCCAGGACAUGCCACCUCACUUCUCUGUGCCUCAGUUCUUUUUCUGUAAGAGUAGUGAUUGUAACAAUUUAGGAUUGUUUUAAAGUCCAAAUGAGUUACUAUUUUUAAAGCACUUAGGAUAGUGUCUGAGAUACAAGAAGAUAUGUUAGAUAUUAUUGUCAUUAUAAUUUGUAUUUCCUGAAUUAUGCUGGGGGG
Nycticebus coucang (slow loris) is the source of this 3760-nucleotide messenger RNA. RefSeq names its product zinc finger protein 25 (gene ZNF25). The coding region runs from base 239 to 1609 and encodes 456 amino acids. NCBI's taxonomy places the organism in Eukaryota, Metazoa, Chordata, Mammalia, Primates, Lorisidae. The transcript has 6 exons. The record is from RefSeq and is a predicted model, not a curated record. Gene Ontology annotation, biological process: regulation of DNA-templated transcription.